AUGAUAUUAAAUUGUAUUAAUACGAAAGAAACACUAUAUGUUUCAAUUGACACAACACCAGAUCCUGAACAAUGUGUGAACUAUCCUUCUGAAUUUCUUCAUACUUUAAAUCCACCUGGUUUUCCACCGCAUGAGUUGAAAUUAAAAGUUGGAACACCCAUAAUAUUGCUCCGUAAUUUAGACGCACCUAAAUUGUGCAAUGGAACAAGAUUAUUGAUUUCAAAUUUACACCAAAAUGUGUUAGAAGCAACUAUUUUAACUGGUAGUUAUUCCGGAGAAAGUGUGUUCAUACCUCGAAUACCAAUGAUACCCACAGAUUUUCCAAUUGAAUUUAAAAGAUUACAGUUUCCUGUAAAACCCUGUAUGGCAAUGACCAUUAAUAAGGCUCAAGGUGAAACGUUCAAAGUCAUUGGGAUUGAUUUAAGUGAGCCAUGCUUUUCUCAUGGUCAGUUAUAUGUAGCGUGCUCUAGAGUAGGCAGUUCUAAGUGUAUUACAAUUUUAUCACCAUCUGCAAGUAAAACUAAAAAUAUUGUUUACCCGGAAGUUUUGUAA
This is a messenger RNA of Macrosiphum euphorbiae (potato aphid), 552 nucleotides long. Lineage: Eukaryota; Metazoa; Arthropoda; Insecta; Hemiptera; Aphididae. The record is from the annotation of a GenBank genome assembly.